CUACAGCCUUCGCCUUCGGACAAACAAAGUCAAGGAGACCGAGUAUAUCCUGGCAAUCCAUCGUCGCCUGUCACACCAGGCCUGUUGCCAAACAAUGAGAACAGAGACUUCGCAUCAACGCCACCUUUACCAACGCACCCCCGACGAGUCCACGGAGGACUUCCUCGGCGAAAAAGCCGGUACCUGAUCCAAGAGAUAGACCGACAAACAACUGCUACCUUCAUAUCAUCGAAUUCAGCUUCUGUGGACCCUUUGGAGCGCUGGAAGAACUCCCCCCCUGAAGCCGAAGCAGCCAGUCUAUCGGCCAUUCAGAAUGCCCUUGAAAAUCCAUCGAUUUACGCCACCGGAUGUCGAGGGCGCGUUCCUGACUCUGUGGUGGACGGCUUGUUCCAAAACCAUCGCCGCGCGGAAUCAACUACAAGUGGUGGAAGUGCUACCAGUGUAUCCUCUCGUCGCUCAACCCGAUCUGACUUGUCUGGUCUAUCAAAUGGCAGUCAACUAUCUUCAGAGAGGUCAUCUGCUGGAAUUCGAAAGAAGCCGGUCAACACUAGCAGAAGGAAACGAACUGCAGCUAACAACCCUCGAAUAUUCUGCUGCACAUUCUGCUGCGAUAAAUUCAAGAAUAAAUAUGACUGGAUGCGCCAUGAGAAGUCCCUCCAUCUCAACCUGGAGAAUUGGACCUGUGCGCCAUUUGGAGGCUCAGUUGUAUUACCAUCAACAGGUCGCGUCCAUUGCGCCUAUUGCAAUCAGUUAGAUCCAACACCCAUCCACCUUGAGCAGCAUAACUAUGGACCCUGUCAGGAACAUACGCGGACGUUUCGCCGAAAGGACCAUCUGGUCCAGCACUUGCGCCUUUUCCACCAUCUCGACACCAUGCCACUCAUCGACGACUGGAAACAGGUGGUAACAGACUUCUCCUCUCGUUGUGGAUUCUGCGACAGUCGGAUGUUCAACUGGGAUGAGCGAGCCGAUCAUCUAACGGCCCACUUCCGUCAAGGCUUUACAAUGGCCCACUGGAAUGGUGACCAUGAUUUUCCACCAGAUAUCGCCGUACAGGUCAAACACAGCGUGCCUCCGUAUCUCCUUGACUUUGAAUCCCGGACUUUUGUCCCUUUCUCCGCCACAAACGGUGCUGUUAAUGAUCAUCUUUCUCAAAUGCUUUCCCGGGCCAGCUUUGUCAACGAAGCAGGGGAACUUCAAAUGCUUCCAGAAUCGGAUGCUCCAGAGGCGGAGCUGCAGCCAGUCCCAGAGCCCCAAUUGGAUUCUUACACUGAAGUACUCACUCGUCAUCUAAGCCAUUACGCACGACAGAUGAUGACGAGCGGGGUUGUUCCUACGGACGAAAUGUUUCAGGUAGAGGCAAGGCGUCUAGCAUUCGAUUCCGAAGACCAGUGGAACCAAACCAUAGCUGAUAAUCUGGAAUGGCUGGCCAAGUUUCGAGGAGAGCAGAGCAGUACCGGU
Aspergillus versicolor CBS 583.65 is the source of this 1461-nucleotide messenger RNA. RefSeq lists its product as uncharacterized. The record is from RefSeq and is a predicted model, not a curated record. The annotation marks the transcript as partial. The transcript has a single exon. Lineage: Eukaryota; Fungi; Ascomycota; Eurotiomycetes; Eurotiales; Aspergillaceae.